Alosa alosa (allis shad) is the source of this 1547-nucleotide messenger RNA. RefSeq names its product cathepsin C (gene ctsc). NCBI's taxonomy places the organism in Eukaryota, Metazoa, Chordata, Actinopteri, Clupeiformes, Clupeidae. Gene Ontology annotation, cellular component: lysosome. Gene Ontology annotation, molecular function: cysteine-type endopeptidase activity. The record is from RefSeq and is a predicted model, not a curated record.
GCAGCUGCAUUUCUUUCCUUUCGAGUAGUCUUAUCACUUCCGCAAACGGGUUCGCUGGAGAUCACAUGACCGCGCCAGAUCAUAUGACCGACGGAAAGCACGGUGUAGUUGCACAAGACAAGGCUCCUCGAGCACAGGUCAAAGUGACCCUCCGAACCAGAACACCGUGCGCGUGUCAAGUGCGCGAGGGAGCAGCACCAUUUCAGCCGGCAUUGUUUUAGCCCGUGCAGUUCGAGUAGAGAAGCAAAUCGCGCGGUGGACGCGUUGAGUCUUUCUUUGUCCUCCCGGACACGAUGAAGGGAAGUAUUGGCUUGCUGUUAUGCGCGCUCGCGCUGUUCAUAGCAGGCGCGAGGGGCGACACACCUGCGAACUGCUCCUUCGAAGACCUGGUGGGCUCAUGGGUGUUUCAGGUGUCGGAGGGCGGCAAAGAUCGGACUGUGAACUGCUCUGCAGAGAUGGGCCCUGCAGUGAAGACGGUGACGGUGCAUCUGGAGAAGUUGUCUGUGGCAGCAGAUGACCUGGGCAACUCCGGCUUCUUCACCCUCAUCUACAACCAGGGCUUUGAGGUGGCGCUCAACGACUACAAGUGGUUCGGCUUCUUUAAGUAUGGUCAGCAUGGAUCCGAGGUGGUCAGCUACUGUGACCAGACGUUGCCAGGUUGGGUGCACGACGUGUUGGGGAACAACUGGGCCUGUUUCACCGGCAAGAAGCUCACUGCCGUGCCUCCCCGCCACCAUCGGAACCCUCGCCUAACACCCCCCGACCACCGGUUGUUGCUGCAGACCUACAAGCCUAGUGAUGAGUUUGUGGAGGCCAUCAAUGCCGCCCAGAGCUCCUGGAGGGCCACAAGCUACACAGACACACAGCUACACACAAUUCAGGAGCUGAUCUACAGAGCAGGAGGACCCCGCUCCCACAUCCCACAACGUGUUCGCCCUGCCCCUGUUUCCAUGGAGAUGGCGAAGUUGAGUGCUGGGCUUCCUGAGCACUGGGACUGGAGAAAUGUGGGAGGAGUCAAUUACGUCAGUCCCGUGCGUAACCAAGCGUCAUGUGGGAGUUGCUACUCCUUUGCCUCUAUGGGGAUGCUGGAGUCUCGCAUUCGGAUCCUGACCAACAACACACACCAGCCCAUCCUCAGCCCCCAGCAAGUGGUGUCCUGCUCUCAGUACUCGCAAGGCUGUGAUGGCGGGUUUCCGUACCUCAUUGGGAAGUACGUGCAGGACUUUGGCAUCGUGGAGGAGGAUCAUGCUCUCUACCUCGGGCCGCACGCCUGCCUCUGUCCCGACGAUUGCCUUACGCCUGAAAACUCACUACGGGGUGGUUUCUAUGGCAACUGCAACGAGGCGGCCAUGAUGCUGGAGCUGGUGAGGGAUGGCCCGAUGGGCGUGGCCUUCGAGGUGUACCCAGACUUCAUGCACUAUCAAGAGGGCAUCUACCACCAUACAGGUAUGUGUACACACACACACACACACACACACACACACACACACACACACACAGAGACCCCUGUUCCCCCCACAGGCUGGUGUAUCCCCCACACAGGGUGA